This is a messenger RNA of Hemicordylus capensis (graceful crag lizard), 1759 nucleotides long. It is a transcript of the gene SYAP1, whose product is annotated as synapse associated protein 1. NCBI's taxonomy places the organism in Eukaryota, Metazoa, Chordata, Lepidosauria, Squamata, Cordylidae. Gene Ontology annotation, cellular component: synapse; cytoplasm. The record is from RefSeq and is a predicted model, not a curated record. Bases 150 to 1223 code for a protein of 357 amino acids. The transcript has 9 exons.
GCCUCCCUCUCCCUUUUCCGGAAACAACAAACAACGCUGUUUCCCCUCGGUGAGGGCCGUGCUCCUCUUGAGUCGUCGCAGGCGGCUGCCAAAGCUUGGGCUAACCGGUGCCAAAGCGAGAGGAGAUCGGCCUUGGCCACUUCGUGAAGAUGUUGCGUGGUCUGAGUGGUUGGUUCGGGAUGAGUCGGACGGACGAGGAAGAGAAACCGCUUCCCCUCCAAGGGGAAGCCAGAGCUGAUGAGGGAGAAGAGGUGCCAGAAGAAGACGAGACGACGAGGAACCCCGAGCAGGUGGAGCUGCAGGUGGACUCAGACCCGCUUCUCGACCAAGCCAAGGGGCUUGGAAGUUAUCUCUUCAGUUUUGCCUCUACUGCCACAAAAAAGAUAUCUGAAUCAGUUGCUGAAACGGCACAAACUAUUAAAAAGUCUGUAGAAGAAGGAAAAAUAGAAAAUAUCAUUGACAAGACAAUUAUAGGAGACUUUCAGAAGGAGCAGAAAAAAUUUGUGCAGCAGCAACACACCAAAAAAUCAGAAGCAGCUGUGCCCCCUUGGGUAGACAGUAAUGAAGAAGAAACAAUUCAACAACAAAUACUGGCCUUAUCAGCAGACAGAAGAAACUUCUUGCGUGACCCACCAGCAGGGGUUCAGUUUAAUUUUGACUUUGAUCAGAUGUUUCCAGUGGCAAUGGUAAUGUUACAAGAAGAUGAACUUCUGAAUCGAAUGAGAUUUGAUCUUGUCCCAAAGCAUGUCAAGGAAGAGAUCUUUUGGAGGAAUUAUUUUUACCGUGUCUCCCUCAUCAAACAGUCCGCACAACUCACAGCACUGGCUGCCCAACAGCAAGCUGUGAGAAAGGAGGAGAAUAGCAGUGAAGAGGACAGACAGCUGACAGAAAUUGUGAGGCCAAAGACUCCACCUGUAGCAAUCAAGUCUCAGCUAAAACCUCAAGACGAGGAUGAAGAGAUUUCCACUAGUCCAGGUGUGUCAGAAUUUGUGAGUGAUGCUUUUGAUGCAUGCAGCCUGAAUCGGGAAGAUUUGAGGAAGGAGAUUGAACAACUUGUGCUUGACAAAAAAAAGGAGGAAACAAUGACAGUGGAAGAAGAAACUGCAGACUGGGAAAAGGAACUGCAACAAGAGCUUCAAGAAUAUGAAGUGGUUACAGAAUCAGAAAAACGAGAUGACAACUGGGACAAAGAAAUUGAGGAGAUGCUACAGGGAGAAAACUAACUACUCUGCAUAAAUGUGUCCUGAAAACUGACAUGCCCUUGUUUAAAUACUUUAGAGACUGAGGCACAAAAUUGCUCCUUGUAAAGUUUGGUUCUAGGUGAUUUGUAAUCAGGUGUUCGAACAGUUCUACGAAAAUACACUGUUCAUAAUCCAGAGGCUUGUGAGGCAAGUUCUGAUGCAUGUGUUAAGGAUUCCAAGUAGUUUGACAAGCGAGCUUUGAAAGAUGGGAGAGUUGUAAUAGUGAUUAAGUGAAGCUCAAGCAGCUGGCUAAGAGAGGUGAGAAAAGGUCCAGAACAUGUGUGCCUAAAAAAAAUGGUCUCUAGAUCACUCUUGUUUGUCCUGUUUCUUCAUAUGGCCAGAAAAUGCUAGUUGGAUGGCUAUGAAUAUCUGUUUAUAAGCAUUCAUUUUUGUGAACUCUUUUCCGUGGUGGGGUACAAAAUUGAGAACUUGUAUCUAACUUUCAUACAAGUAACAACACAUCAUCAUGUUGAUACGAUGAUCCUUAUGACUCUUGAUAAAUUUCAAAAACUGGUCUA